Polyodon spathula (Mississippi paddlefish) is the source of this 4865-nucleotide messenger RNA. Its product is annotated as multiple epidermal growth factor-like domains protein 10. The record is from RefSeq and is a predicted model, not a curated record. The transcript is spliced from 24 exons. Gene Ontology annotation, molecular function: protein binding. NCBI's taxonomy places the organism in Eukaryota, Metazoa, Chordata, Actinopteri, Acipenseriformes, Polyodontidae. The coding region runs from base 299 to 3586 and encodes 1095 amino acids. Gene Ontology annotation, cellular component: membrane.
UGGAGCACUGUCAUCUCGAGCCUUCAGCAGUAGGCGAGCAUCACAGUGCCAUUCUGACUGUAUUUUUUUUUUUUUUUUCAAUGUAUAUAUUUUAAGGGUUUUUGUCUGUACUCUAAAUAAUCCACAUUUACACGAUACCACGUGAAUGGAUAGGCUUAGAACUUUACUUUUGGGGAGUUUUUCUUUCUAACUGACUAAUUUCCAAAGAAUUGGAUUCUAAAGAGAAUUCGACGAACGGGAUUCAUGAACGUACUGCGGACACCCAUAGUUUUAUAAACAAGGUUUUACAUCUUGAAAGAUGGUCCCUUUUCUACAUCAUUGUGGAUCCCUCUUAAUUGCCUUGAUAUGUUAUUUAAUCAGAGCAACAUCUUCACUGAAUCUUGAGGAUCCAAAUGUAUGCAGCCAUUGGGAAAGUUAUUCUGUUACUGUGCAAGAAUCCUACGCACAUCCGUUUGAUCAGAUUUACUAUACCAGCUGUACUGACAUCCUGAACUGGUUCAAAUGCACGAGACAUAGAGUCAGCUAUAGAACAGCCUAUAGGCGAGGAGAGAAAACAAUGUACAGGCGGAAAUCACAGUGCUGCCCUGGAUUUUAUGAAAGCAGAGAGAUGUGUAUUCCUCACUGCACUGAAAAAUGUGUCCAUGGCCGUUGUAGUGCCCCCAACACCUGUCAGUGUGAGCCUGGCUGGGGUGGACCCAACUGCUCCAGUGCAUGUGACAGUGAACACUGGGGCCCUCACUGCAGCAGCCGCUGCCAGUGUAAGAAUAGAGCUUUGUGUAACCCCAUCACUGGGGCAUGUAUCUGCUCUCCGGGCUUCAAAGGCUGGAGAUGCGAGGACAGCUGCGAUCCAGGGAAUUAUGGGAACGGAUGCCAACAGAAAUGCCUGUGCCAAAAUGGAGCUACCUGUGACCAUGUUACUGGAGAAUGCAAGUGCCCUCCUGGGUACACUGGGGCCUUCUGUGAAGACCUGUGUCCACCCGGGAAGCAUGGCCCUCAAUGUGAAGAGAGGUGCCCAUGUCAAAAUGGAGGAGUGUGUCACCACGUCACUGGGGAAUGCUCCUGCCCUGCCGGAUGGAUGGGCACAGUGUGUGGUCAGCCAUGUCCAGAGGGGAGGUUUGGAAAAAACUGCUCCCAGGAGUGUCAGUGUCAUAAUGGAGGAACGUGUGUCUCAGCUACCGGUCAAUGUAACUGCAGCCCAGGAUACACUGGAGAGAGGUGCCAGGAAGAAUGCCCUUUUGGAACAUAUGGAGUAAACUGUGCCCAGACAUGCCAGUGUAUGAACGGAGGGAAGUGCUACCAUAUUAGCGGUGCCUGUCUGUGUGAGGCUGGCUACAACGGUGAGCACUGCGAGGUCAGACUGUGUCCAGAGGGAGUGUACGGCAUCAAGUGCGACAAAAAUUGUCCCUGCCAUUCUCACAACACCCAGAGCUGUCACCCCAUGUCUGGCGAGUGCUCCUGCAAACCUGGUUGGUCUGGACUCUACUGCAAUGAGACAUGUGCUCCUGGGUUUUAUGGGGAAUCCUGUCAACAAAUCUGCAACUGCCAAAAUGGGGCUGACUGCCACAGUGUAAAUGGGCAGUGUAUUUGUGCCCCUGGAUUUAAGGGCCCAGACUGUUCAAUGGCUUGUCCGCUGGGGACUCAUGGAAUGAACUGUUCCUCCACCUGUAACUGCAGGAACAGUGCUGUGUGCUCCCCAGUCCACGGCUCAUGCACCUGUAAAGCAGGCUGGCAUGGCGUUGACUGCUCAAUAAACUGCCCGAGUGGUACCUGGGGUCUUGGCUGCAAUGUAACCUGUAUGUGUGCCAAUGGAGGAGCCUGCAAUGCUCUGACUGGGAUUUGUACUUGUGCACCUGGGUGGAGAGGCGAGAAAUGCGAGUUUCAUUGUCAGGACGGUACUUAUGGAAUGGACUGCACUGAACGCUGUGAUUGCAGUCAUGCAGAUGGCUGUCAUCCUGCCACUGGACACUGCCGCUGCCUUGCAGGGUGGACAGGUAUCCACUGUGACAGUGUGUGUGCAGAGGGACGCUGGGGGCCAAACUGUUCAUUAUCCUGCAACUGCAAAAAUGGUGCUUCCUGCUCCCCUGAUGAGGGGACCUGUGAAUGUGCUCCUGGAUACAGAGGCACCACCUGCCAAAGGAUUUGUUCCCCUGGUUUCUUCGGGCACCGUUGCAGUCAGGCCUGCCCGCAGUGCGUACACAGCAAUGGACCCUGCCACCACAUGACUGGACAGUGUGACUGCCUGCCAGGGUUUAAAGGGGCCCUCUGCAAUGAAGUUUGCCCCAGGGGCAGAUUUGGAAAGAGCUGCGGUGCAAUCUGCACCUGCAUCAACAAUGGAACGUGCAAUCCCAUGGAUGGGUCCUGCCAGUGCUACCCUGGCUGGAUCGGAAGUGACUGCUCGCAGCCCUGCCCACCAGGACAAUGGGGGCCCAACUGCAUCCACACUUGCAACUGUCACAACGGAGCCUACUGCAGUGCUUACGAUGGGGAGUGCAAAUGUACGCCUGGCUGGACUGGCCUUUACUGCACACAGCGCUGCCCCCUGGGUUAUUAUGGGAAAGAUUGUGCUCUGAUAUGUCAGUGUCAGAAUGGAGCCGACUGCGACCACAUAACAGGACAAUGUACCUGCCGCACAGGAUUCAUGGGGAAAUACUGUGAACAAAGUAAUAAGCCCAGCUACACAAAACCUGGGGUGAUAAUAAUAGGAAAUCUGAACAGCUUGAGUCGGACGAGCACAGCAGUACCUGCAGACGCGCACCAAAUUGGAGCAAUCACAGGGAUCAUUGUCCUGGUGUUCAUCGUCCUCUUCCUCCUGGCCCUCUUCAUUAUCUACCGGAAGAAGCAGAAGGGCAAGGAGAACACAAUGCCUGCAGUCACUUACACCCCCGCCGUGAGGGUGAUGAACACAGACUACACCGUUGCAGACACCAUCCCGCAAACUAAUGGUUGCAAUCCCAACAGUAGCUACUUCUCUAACCCAAGCUAUCACACACUGACCCAGUGCACUCACCCACCGCAUAUCAACAACAUGGAGAGGGUUGCGCGUGGCAAGACAAAAAACAACCAGCUUUUUGUAAACCUUAAAAAUGUGGACCACAGAAAGAGACCCCCAAUGAUGGAUUACACAGGAACACUACCGGCUGACUGGAAACAGGGAGGCUACUUUAACGAACUUGGAGCCUUUGCUGUUGACAGAAGUUACAUGGGAAAAUCUCUUAAAGAUCUGGUGAAGGGCUCCACCUAUAACUCCAGCUCCUGCUCACUGAACAGCACAGAGAACCCGUAUGCAACCAUAAAGGACCCCCCGAUGUUGAUGCCAAAGAACACAGAGUGUGGCUACGUGGAGAUGAAGUCACCCGCACGGAGAGAUCCCCCCUAUGCUGAAAUUGGAAACUUGGCCUCCACCAACAAGAAUGUUUAUGAAGUUGAACCUACAGUGAGCGUCGUCCAUGGACAGUACAGCAAUGGUGGGUCUUUUGUCCAGGAUCCGUAUGAUCUUCCAAAGAACAGUCACAUUCCGUGCCACUACGAUUUACUCCCAGUGCGGGAUAGUCCCUCCUUGCCAAGGAAGGACCUCAGCAAAGAUUGAACCCAGCCAACACUGGGGAGGUCAGAGACAGCAGUAGCACCAUGGUGACCCAUGGCUCAGUGGACCGACUGAAGACCUGUCAUCCACUGACCUGCACACCGGCAGUUUAUGUCUUCUGUAGAUUCUUCUUCUUAUUAUUAUUAUUUUUAUUGUUGUAGUUAUUGCAAUUACUGUUGCAUUUUCAAGAAGAACUUGACACAAGUUUCCAAAUUCAACAUACAUUUCCAAGGAUGCCACACCAAGGACACCCUUAUUAGAACGUUCCUGCACUGCCGUUAGCCAGAGGGCAAAACUAAAUAAUUAAACAGAAUGGAGUAACACCAGUGCAAAUUAGUAGAUUGUCAAAGCAUCCCUUUGAAAUGCUAGUUAAUGUUCUUUUUUUUUGUAAGGAUGGAAAAUUUGACAGGAAUUACCCAGUGAAUCUCUUUAGAGGAAUGAUUUGAUAUUACAAAUCUUUAUAAAAAUGAUUAAACUGGUAAUUCCUGUAUAAGUUCACUUUAAAUCAUUCCAGUGAUCAUUAAUACAUAUCAGUAGUUUUUUUUUCAACAGUAAACAAAUAAAACACAGUUUUGACUUUAUUUUUGUAAUGAUGAAGCAGACAUAUACUAGGCAAUAAGAUGAAUACCCAGAACAGACUUUUAAUACAAGUGUGACUGAGAGUGCAGCUGAUACUGUUUUAUUAAACAAGAGGUACAUGUAACCAGUACUAUACUGCAGCCUUCUUUUUUUCUUUUACCCAUUGCAGCAUUUUAGUUACUUUUGCUAAAUCCACCUCAAUCCUCCUUUGCUUACUUGCUAUCAAAGAGAACCUUUCUAAAUGCACCCAUAGUUAUAAUGUGCUUAAGCUGGCCUUUUGCAUUGCAAAACAAAACAACUAAAAAAAAAAAAAAAAAAAAAGAUAAAAAGAAAUAUGUUUUUUUUUUAUAUACAUGCUACUAGAAUUGUCUGUAUGGUGAUAUGUCUUUCUUUUUUAAUAUAAGCUUUUCUGUACUGCUUUGGUUUUCUUUGUUAUUACUCAAAAGAGCGUUUUCAUUCAUACAAACCUUCAUGUUUUAUAUAGGCAAAGGCAAGUCUCAAACUAUUCUGAGCCAGAUUGUAUUAUGAUGUUGUAUAAAAGAUGAUGUAUAUAGCUGUAAAUCACUUUAGAAAUGAUUCAGCAGUGGUGCUUGUUGACAAUUUGUACUGUACAGAAAUACCAUUGUGUAAUAAAAUCAACUUAGGCAGUUCAGUAUUUUUUUUUUUCCUGUGGUAAUAGUAAAGUUUAUUAAGGCCCUGUUAC